UCGCAUUUAUUUCAAACUUCUGCUCCAGGAGAGGAGAACAACAGACACUUUCACUGCAGCUCUGCCUGCCUGACCAAAUGGAUCUAUUGUAACGUUUCUUUCAAAUUCAUUCUAGUGUUUGACCCCUAAGAUUUUAUUUUUUUUGCUUUUUCUUCAAACUCCUUUGCAACUUUUAUUGAUAUUCUGCAACUUUAUUAAACUUGGAUGUGAGUAGGAAGAAGUCUCUGUUUUCAGCUUCAAGGUAAAACUUGCAUCUAAGUUUUUUAAAGAACUUGUGGGAUCAAGCGAAGCUGUAAGUGACUUUUUAAAAUAUAUACAUAAUGAAGAUGUCCCCUUUAGGGAGUUUUGUUAUUGCCUUGGUCAUGCUGGGGGUAUUAGCUGCUUUUCCCAGGGUGCAAAGUGCUUCUUGUGAGCCGGUCAGGAUUCCCAUGUGCAAGACCAUGCCCUGGAACAUGACCAAAAUGCCCAACCACCUUCAUCACAGCACCCAGGCUAAUGCUAUCUUGGCAAUUGAACAGUUUGAGGGUUUGCUGGAGACAAAAUGCAGUCAGGACCUGCUCUUCUUUCUCUGCGCCAUGUAUGCACCUAUCUGCACCAUCGAUUUCCAGCAUGAACCAAUCAAGCCAUGUAAGUCAGUGUGCGAGAGAGCCCGGACUGGCUGUGAACCAAUACUGAUCAAGUAUCGCCAUAACUGGCCAGAAAGCCUGGCCUGUGAGGAACUACCAGUCUAUGACAGAGGAGUCUGUAUCUCUCCAGAGGCCAUCAUUACAGUGGAGCAAGGACCAGAAUCAAUGCCAGACUUUCCAGUGGACUCAAACAAUGGGAACUGCGGUGGAGCUACCAGUGAGCUCUGCAAAUGUAAGCCUAUGAAAGCCUCACAAAAGACUUACAUGAAGAGCAAUUACAACUAUGUCAUUCGGGCCAAAGUGAAAGAAGUGAAGGUGAAGUGCCAUGACGCCAUUGCAGUGGUAGAAGUGAAAGAGAUUCUCAAGUCUUCCCUGGUGAACAUUCCAAAAGACACCAUCACCCUGUACACAAACUCUGGCUGCCUGUGCCCACAGCUGGUCGUCAAUGAGGAGUAUAUUAUCAUGGGCUAUGAAGACAAAGAGCGUGCCAGACUUCUGCUAGUGGAAGGUUCCUUAGCUGAGAAGUGGAGGGAUCGUCUCGGAAAAAAAGUUAAGCGUUGGGAUCAGAAACUUCGUCGCCCUCGAAAAAGCAAGUCUUCUGUGGCACAAAAUGGCAAUAAAAACAGCAACUCAAGACAAACACAGAGUUAGACUAGCAGGAUGAUGAAUAUAAAACUCUGUGGACUUUUAUACAAAGAUUUGCAUUGGUGGAACAGAAAAGAAGAAAAUUGCACUAUUGCACGUUAUAACCUUUUGUUUACUACAAGAUAUUGUAGUUGAUUUUAGUUGUUUUUUUUUUCUCUUUUAUAUUGCACGGAUUACUAAGCUACUAGUUUUAUUCCACUUUCAAUAAUGUCGAAGUUGUUUGUUUAUCUAAGAAAUUAGCCAGAUGGAUUGUGAAGCGUGGAGAGGAUUUAUGUUAAAAAUGUUCCUGUUUGAGUGUAAUGGCCUUAAUGGGACUCACCUAUGAAAGUUGUCCAAGGGACUGUGUUGCCCAUAGGAACCAGAGGUUUCCUUUCAUGUCAUUCCCUUUCAGAGGAAGUAUACCAGUAGUUGCUAUAGACAACAAAGAUGGUUC
Messenger RNA from Nanorana parkeri, 1704 nucleotides. It is a transcript of the gene FRZB, whose product is annotated as frizzled-related protein. NCBI's taxonomy places the organism in Eukaryota, Metazoa, Chordata, Amphibia, Anura, Dicroglossidae. The transcript is spliced from 6 exons. The record is from RefSeq and is a predicted model, not a curated record. Gene Ontology annotation, biological process: canonical Wnt signaling pathway; non-canonical Wnt signaling pathway. Gene Ontology annotation, cellular component: cytoplasm. Bases 321 to 1277 code for a protein of 318 amino acids. Gene Ontology annotation, molecular function: Wnt-protein binding.